GGGAGUGGGUUUUAUUAGACGCGCAUACAGACGCAACGGGGCAAAAAGAUUGUUUUUUGUGUCUCGAAGUGCAGUUUUUGUUUCUAGAUUAAUAUGUAUUUAUUUUUAUGCAAAAAUGAUCGAAUAAUUUAAUAAGAUGCAAAGAAAGUCCUCAAUACCGCACAAAAAUAUAUUAUGUUUCACCGUUUUUAUAACUUCUUGUCUUAUUCUAACUGUAUUCUAUUACGAUAAUACUAUUCUUAACUAUGCAGCACCUUUUGCUACAGAAGAGAUUGCUUUUGUGGAAGUUCAAAAUGAAACCAGUGUCGAUGCAUUAAACAUUUCUAGCACUACCACCAAAUCGGCAGAUGUGCCUGUAAAGCUAAUAUUUUCGGAGGGUACUAAUACUUCGCACAAAAGUAUAACUAAUUCCAUACUUCAACCUUUAACGAAUACAUCAAAUAUUACAGCCGAUACAUCCACUACAAGUAGUACCUUAAAUCGUGUUACAAGUGCAAGAAGGAGUUCGUUUUAUAAUACGUUAAGUAGUACUUAUGGUUCAGUAACGGAUAAUGACGUAAUCUACUCGACACAUACAAUUACAAAGAGUACUAUUAGUACUACUUCUAGUCCUAGUACUAUCUUGGAAAAUUUUAGUACUGAUGACAUUAUCUUCGCAAGUUUAAGAACUGAUAGCAGUAUCUUGAAUAAUUUAAAUACUGACUACUUUACAGAAACGAUUCCUCGUGCUUCUCUACUAAAUUUAACUACGUUACCUCCUUCAGAACCCGAAUAUCUGGUAUCAAGUCCUAAAUGCAAAAUCCCCAACUACCAUCCGUUCAACAAAGAUACAAAACGAUUUUACCACAAGCAGAAAUACAAACCUUGCACCUACAAAAAAAUUCUUACAUACGUGACAGUUAAAGACAAUAUCGCAACUCUCCACGUUGACACCGAAAGCGUUCCAUCCUAUACUAGCAAUGGAGUCACUUGUUGCUAUUCAAAUAUUACUCGAGUAAACUACAGCAAAGAUCCAGAUAAGAGAGUCAAAUGGUCAACUUGUACGAACUUCGUUAGCAACGUUACCAUCUUCCGAGAUCCAGUGUACGUAAAAUGUCUGGAUAAAAAAACGAGAAAGGAGUUAUACGAAAACGCCCACGCAAUCACAGUAAUGGACGAGACUAUCCAGAAGAAACUUGAGAGUUUUGACAAUAUAACAAAUCCGUUCAGCAUCCUUUUAAUAGGAAUCGACAGUAUUUCCAGACUGAAUUUUAUUAGAAGCUUACCCAAUACGCAUAAAUUCGUUGAACAAAAUGGAUGGAUUCCGUUAAAGGGUUAUAACAAGAUGGCUGACAAUACGUUUCCAAAUCUUAUGGCUAUUUUAACAGGUUUUAAUAACAGUAGAGCUUAUCAAGUAUGUAAUCCCAGAAAGUUAGGAAAAUUAGACGAAUGCCCUAUGAUUUGGUAUGAUUUUAAAAAAUUAGGUUUUAUUACUGGUUAUGCAGAAGAUUCUGCGUCAAUAAAUACAUUUAAUUACAGGAAAGUUGGUUUUACCAAGCCCCCUACAGAUUAUUAUUAUAGACCUUAUAUAUUAGGCACAGAAAAUUUACACAAGUUUACCAAAAAUACAGGCGUAUACUGUACAGGUCCAGAAACAUCUGGGGAACGAAUAAUGAAUGUAGCCAAAGAUUUUGCCAUAACUUUUAAAAAUUAUCCCAGCUUUGGCUUUUUCUGGAUGAACUCCUUUAGCCACAGUGACCUUAAUAGUCCUUCAGGCAUGGAUGAUAAAGUAAAACAUUUAUUACAAGAUAUAACAAAUGAAGGUAUUACCAAUAACUCAAUAGUUAUAUUUCUCAGCGAUCAUGGAAUGAGAUUGGGAGGUAUAAGACUCACAGAUACUGGAUGGUUAGAGGAAAGAUUGCCCUUUAUUUAUGUAUCCUUUCCCAGUUGGUUUAAAAAAGGAUUUCCUAAAGAGUAUGAAAAUUUUAAAAUUAACUCAAACAGAUUAACAUGUCCCUAUGACCUCCACAUGACUCUUAAGCAUAUUUUGGUCUUAUCAGGUCGUGAUUAUAAGAUAACCUCAGGCGAAUCAUGUCCACAAUGCAAGUCGCUAUUUGAAGAAGUAGAUGCAGAUCGGUCUUGCGCAGAUGCUGCCAUUGAGAAACAUUGGUGUACAUGUAUAGGACACAAAAAGAAAAACUUCAGUAAAAAAAUAAAAACUAAACUAGCCACCUUCACACUUAAUGUAAUACACGAUAUUAUUCGAUCAGGAAAUAGUGAUCACAAGUGUGCCAAAUACUCCCUCUUCAAAGUACUAGAUGUUAAAAUAUCUGAAAAUGUCUCUGCAAAAAACGAAUCUUAUGUACUUCUACAAUUUCAAACUAACCCCAAAGCUGUGUUUGAAACUACUGUAAGCUAUAUUGGUGAUAUAAAUACUUCAAAUCUUUCUCUGUCUGGUGAUAUUAGUAGAUUAGAUAGUUAUGAUAAGCACAGUAAAUGUGUUAGUGAUGCAUAUCUUAGAAAAUAUUGUUACUGCGGUUCCAAUGGUGAGAAAGUAUGAACGUGCCUUAAUUUCAAAUAAUACCUGAAUAAUUGUUUAGAGAUCUAAUAAAUUAUUUUAUAUUAUCUUA
Diabrotica virgifera virgifera (western corn rootworm) is the source of this 2609-nucleotide messenger RNA. RefSeq lists its product as uncharacterized. NCBI's taxonomy places the organism in Eukaryota, Metazoa, Arthropoda, Insecta, Coleoptera, Chrysomelidae. The record is from RefSeq and is a predicted model, not a curated record. The transcript has 5 exons. The coding region runs from base 137 to 2539 and encodes 800 amino acids.